Wyeomyia smithii (pitcher-plant mosquito) is the source of this 7853-nucleotide messenger RNA. It is a transcript of the gene Hr78, whose product is annotated as nuclear hormone receptor HR78. Gene Ontology annotation, biological process: regulation of transcription by RNA polymerase II; anatomical structure development; cell differentiation. NCBI's taxonomy places the organism in Eukaryota, Metazoa, Arthropoda, Insecta, Diptera, Culicidae. The record is from RefSeq and is a predicted model, not a curated record. The coding region runs from base 5018 to 6907 and encodes 629 amino acids. Gene Ontology annotation, molecular function: nuclear receptor activity; zinc ion binding; RNA polymerase II cis-regulatory region sequence-specific DNA binding. The transcript is spliced from 5 exons.
CUGGAAGGUGCUCCAAAUCGUAUCGAAAAUUUAUGAUCUGGUCAAACGAAGAUUACUGUUUUGUGCGAGUCGAAUACCGUUCAGCGGCAGCAGCAGCCGUUUGACGCAAACUGGAAGUAAAUCCAACUUUUAGUAGUGACGCUUAUGUUUUAGUGAGGCUAUUCAGAUUGGUAAAACAUGGCAACCAAUGUUCGAAUAUCCAGAGUGAAACAAUGCUAAGUUUAGAGUGAUAAAUACGCUAAUUAGCUUGCGUUGUCAAUGAAUAUCAACGCAAGUUAUUCACAAUUCACCACCAGCAGCAAUUUACUCUUCAGAGUGUGCAAUUGAAUGAGGAAAGUUAUGUCUCUAGAAGAUGUUCUAGUUUUUCGAAAAUUUGUUCAUGGUUUAUUAAUAUCAACUUGCUUUGUUUGUUCGAGGCAUUUGAGUUGCUUAACCUAGAAAUUGAACUAACAUUUGACAAGGAUAGAAGUGUUUUCUAAAUCGCUAUAUCUGAAUAAUGAAAAGAAUAAAAAAAAACUGUCGGUAUACGACUUAUAGGGAAUUGUUUAAAAUUUUAUUCAAAAAUAUUUUUGAAAAAUAAAUUUUAUAUCCUACACUACCUACAGAAAAAAUCAUACAAAAACAAAAAGUGUUUAUAAAAUAAUCGGCCAUCUAAAAUUUUUUUAUAAUAGGUUUUUAAAUAGAAAAUUUAGUUGCCCAAAACUCUUUUAAACAAACCAAAUUUGACGUAGGACUACGUCUAUCUGAAAGUUAGGUGCCUGAAAUUAAAAAUCAAGAAACUCUGAUUAUCGAGGUUUAGGCAUCAAUCGACCAGAAUUUUUUUACGAUUGAUUUUUUGUAGCAGAAACAACCCAUUGAUUGAGAUACUAUUGAAAAAAAACUGUAACUGAUAGCGGUAAAAAUCUUGCAAUAAUCUUAUAACACUGGUCAACACAGGUGCACUCCCUAGCCACUAACUUUUUUCCAGAGACUUAAAUGAGUUUUCUUGUAAACAUAACGUUGAAGCGACGGACACGGCGAGCAAUUACUAAGCGAACUCUCAAGUAUGUUUUUCAAUAUUUUUAAAUAAGAGUUCAGACAAUCUCCUUCGACCCUAAUGUUUGUUUAUUUGUUCAUUUGUUUAUUUGUUUAUUUGUAAUGUUAGUCCAGAUAAACUUUUGAGUAGUGACAUAAUUAUGCUACGGAUUGAGCAACAAUGCUUUUAAUUGAAGGCGAUAAUUUCUUUUCAAUUUGGACAUAAUAACUGGAGGUUUUUGGGCUCUUCGUUGAAGUUUAAGUUUCAGCAUUAAACGAGUAUAGUUCAUUAUUUGUCUACAAUAAAGCAUUUGAAAUUUUAUUGGAAACAUAACCUAAACUUCGACUUAAUAAAUGAAAUUACAUUCACGCUAUCGAUACAGCAAAAACUCGUCCAAUCGAAUUGAUUCGUUAUGAUAAAGUGAAUAACUUUGAAAUGGAUCAUUAUUAAUCUGCCUACCUGUUGUCCUACCAAAACCGAAUUUAGGAGGAAAUUUGGAUAUAGAGCUCGGAAGCAAUAUUUCAGAGAAAAACUUCCUUCUACAAAGUUGUUACAUAUGAUAAAGCGCUUAUUGAAAAAUUAUAAAUAAUUAGGGUGACCCAAAUUUUCGAUGAAAUCAAGUAUCUAACUUUGUUAUCUUUGUAGGUAAAAGAAAAGUUGUUCUACAAUGUUAUAGCUCCGUUAAUUUUGAGUAACUUUGUAGAAAAAGUUUUUUUGCUAUCUACGAAAAUAACCAAUUUAGAUAGAAUAAACACAUUUUUCGCUCUAAGUUUUUCAUUUAAAUUUUUCCCUUAAACUGUCUUUGAACGACUUCUAGGGUUUUUAAAAAAAGCUAAUUUGCAAUGCUCACAUCGUGAAUAUCUGAAUUCGACUCAAAGUUAUUAAUGUAUUUAAUCAAAAAAAUAUGCGUUUUUCAUUUGUUUGUCAUUCUUUUUGGGGCAGACAAGAAAAAUAUAUGUUGGUCUCAAUUCGAAAGGCAAAUUUUUUGAAAUAAUGUCAUUUUUUAUAAUUUGAAAAUAAAAACUUAAGGUACAUAUAUACAUAAAAUACAAAGCCGUUUUUUGUGGUCACCCUAUUUAGAAACUGGUCACGCAAUGUGCUUCAAUUGUACUCAAAAUUGCAGAGAUGAUUCUUUGUCGAAAACGAUCAAACCCAUAUUUUUUCGUUGGGUCGUUGGGGCGAUUAACCCCUAAAUAGGGUUCAAGCAUAACUUUUGCCUAAAAUUUUGUGCAGUUCAGUUAAAACUGUGACAUGCGCUUGUACAAGACUCCUUGUUUCGCCGUCAUUUUGAAUAAAACUGAGCAAGCAUAAACAAACCAAAAUAUAAUAUUUUAACAAUGGCAUGAAGAAGAGAGAGAGCUUAAAGCUUAAAGUGAAAACAGUUUUUGUAAUCGGGAAACUAUUACUUUUUAUAGAAAAACUCCUGUGAUUUUUCUCACAAAAGACACUAACGAUGAUUGAAACACAAAUAUUUAUAAAAUUUACCUGAUAACUUCAUGGUGACAUUUCGUAGGAAUAGUUUUUCCAGUUAGUGACUGUGAAUGUUGUAAAGAAAAUAUGCCAAAUAUUGUUUUGAAAUAAUAGGUGACCCUUUUAUAAAACUUAUAAGUUAUUAACAUUGUCACAGUGGCUUCGGGGAAAAAUUUAGAAAUGAUCUAUGAUCAUUAUUAAGAAGAAUGUCUCAAUCUACAGAUGUCACCAAAACUAAUUGGUGACGAGAACUUAUAACUUUUUUAGUUCAUCAAUAUGGGGGCGGUGUUUUCUAAAAGCGAUAUAAGAAUAUAUUACAAAAUUAUGACACAAUAUGAUAAAACGUUUUUCUCGCAAAUUUUCAUAUAUUUUGUAACAAUAUUAUAACAGGAGUUACAUAUGAAUAGACAUUUGUACAGAAAGAGGAAGAAAUUUAAUUUUUCGUUUCUCUAAAAUAUUUAAAAUUCUCUGAAUACUAUCUAAAAACUAUUUUUUUUUCGAAGGCACAUUGAAAUCUUAAGGGGUAGACGACAUACUUUUUCCAUUAUCCAUAUUUUAUUUUAAAUUUUUGUUACAAAAAAUAUUCAAGUUCUAACUUUUCUCAAUUGUCACCGCGAGUCAUCAUCAAUACAGAAAAUUUUUCCUAUAAAUAUCACUAAGUUAAAAAUACGUACAGAAAAUAUUCUCCAUAAAAAUUCGAAUCUUCACUAAGAUGGCACCAACAUGCCAGGUGUGUGGGCUGAGAUACUCUCAUGUUGUUGAAUAAGAGAGCCUCAAAUAAUACUAAAAUUUUAUUUUACACCCGUUACAAAUUGGAAAUCGCCGUUUGUUACCCAAUUCAUUUUUGCCCAAUCUUUUUGGUGGCAUAUGAAUUCUGUGUCGGAAAAACGUUUUUUUUUUCUCACGUUAUCUAUGAAUACACCCAAUUUCUGGUCUCGAAAGAAGGAAGUGUUAAUCAGAAAAGAUGUUAAUCGAAUAGAAUCCUGUCAGAAUAAUGCAGCGGGAGAGGUGAAAGCAUUCCAGCGUUAUCGAAUACGUUCUGACGACGUUAACAAUACAUGGUCAAGCGUUGUCAUGCAAAAGAAUCAUUUUGAUGUGUCUUUUUUUGUAAUGUGGCCGUUUUCCAUUAACGCUCGGCUCAAAUGCACCAUUUGUAGUCAGUAGACGGUCACAACUCCAAUUCUGCGUCCACGAAUUUUUUCAUAGCUCUACGCUCUACGUCAAAUUCGCAAUUCUCGUGGCGUUAAAACCAUUCGUGACAAGCUCUUUCACUUAUGCAGACAUCGCCAUAAGUUUAAACAACCAUUCGACGUGCCUCGGCUGCAGAUUUUUUUUUUUUUCGAAUGAAAAGCGAAAAUCAAAAUUUCUGCUAAAUGACGCUUAGGUGGCUUGAAUUCUGACAAUUCGUCGUUUUUGCUAGACGUUUCUUGUGUGACCCUCUUUACCGAAUGUCAAUGCUGGGGUUGGGUUUUAAUUUGUACAACUGAUACAUUUUAUUUAACCAAUGCCAGCGUUAUAUAAAUAAAUUGAACAACUUUUGUUAAAUGUGUUUUGGCUCAUUAAUUACUCCUCAGUUUCACUAAUAAAUGUAAACAAAUGUUGACGAAAGAAGUUUGAACCCCCAAAAUCCGUUUAUUGCGCACCUCUUCGAUUGAAAUUGUUCAAAGCUUGAUCAAUUACCUUACCAAUUUACGAAAAAAAGAAAACAAAAAAUUUGAACAGCUGAGAUCCGUUCAUCGAGAGUAAAUAACUUUCCUCCAAUUAGUGUUCCUUUAUGUUCAAAUUACUCUCGAUUGGAUACAUCGUUUGGCAUCUGGACAAUCUGGAGCAAACAUAACCUAGCCCGAAAAGCGUAAACACAGCGCGAAUUUGUUAAAAAUCGCAGCCGGACAGGUACAAUUGGGGAUCUCAGGUGCAAACGGGAAAGUGCACCGCACCGUAUUUCGGCGCCCAUCUGGCAGCGCUGCUGGUUAGCAGCCUAAGAAGGGUGUAAAAGUUAUGCGCCCGGUAGAGGCAAGCGAGAGAGAGAACGAGAGACACGGUGUGGAUGCCCGCCCGUAGCGGAACAACAUGAUGAUGUGUAGUGGUUGUGCUUGUUGUUGGUAGGUAUGUGCUGUGCUGUGGUGUGUAGAGACGAAUGAGAGCUGCAGAGCAAAAGAACGAGGAAUAACCGUAUCAUGUCGAUUAAAUACAACAGAGUCAGCUCAGUCAGUUGAGAAGUAAUGUUAGAUGGGAAACACCAGAGCAAUGCAAACCGCGGUGUGGUGAGGCGAGAGCUUUGACCUCUAUAUAAUAUAAAAGUUGAAAUUGGUGACGUAACGUGUUGCUUGUGUCUGGCUGCCAGUGCUGUCUGGGAGUUUGGUGGCCAUUCUCUCGACUGCCAGUGGCGAGUCAAGUGCACACAGUGUUGUUGACUUCGAAGAAACAGGAAAUCGGCUAGCGUUGUCCCCAAGAGCGUUUAGCGCAACAAGAGCAACUGAAAGAGAGGCUGCUCUCUUAGUUCUACCUGAAUCGUUUGUCGAAUCGUUUCUAAUGGAGCCACAUCAUUUCGAUAUCAAGCCAAAUCUACAGGAGAUGAAACUGGAACCCGGAACGCAACAGUUCGGCAACAGUCUGGAUGACAAAACGCAGAGUCUGCAGCACCUGUCCUCACUAAGCAGCAUGAGCAUCGAGCUGUGCCUGGUGUGCGGAGAUCGCGCCUCUGGUCGGCACUACGGGGCCAUUAGUUGUGAAGGUUGCAAGGGCUUCUUCAAACGCUCCAUCCGCAAACAACUCGGCUACCAAUGUCGGGGGUCAAUGAACUGUGAAGUGACAAAACAUCAUCGCAACAGGUGUCAAUACUGUCGGCUACAGAAAUGCUUGGCUUGCGGAAUGCGAAGUGAUUCUGUCCAACACGAACGCAAACCAAUUAUCGACAAAAAGGAUGGCCAGGCUGGCCCCAACCCGAACAGCAAGUACAAUCCUCACCGGAACAAAGAGUAUCAUAACGAACAAAAGGCGAGCGCUGCGGCUGCGGCCUCCUAUCUGAACAUAUUUCCCGGUUUUAACCUCGCGGAAUUCACCGCGAAUCUGAGUAAAAGGGCGAGCAAUCCUCCGGCAGCAUCGUCACACCUUUCGUCUUCCGCAACAACAGUCACUCCAUCCAAUCCGUUCAGCUCCCUGCACUCUAUUAAGACACAGGAAGAAACCCGCCAACCAACACCGGCCGACUCUAUUGCAGCUUUGAUCGGUCUCAACACGACAGCCGCUGCAGCCGUGGCAAUGUCCGGCUUAGGGCCUCCUCAGCAAUCAACUGCUCUGGACUCACCGGAAUCACCAACAAAACCUCCACCACCGUCCACCCAUUCCCUUCCGAUGGACACCGUAGAAAACACUUCGUUGGAGAAAAACCUUAUAUGCAAUUCGCUGGAAUUCAUCCAAAACCUGGAACACGAGCUAAACAACAACGUGAAUAACAACUACGGUAUCAAGGCAGAAUUGAACAACGGAAGAGAUGACGACCAGGACGAAGACUGUCUGAACUUCGAUUACGGCAGCUUGGAGCUUUCGGAUAACUGUAUCAGUUUCGACAUCCAGGUGCCGAACGUGCUGCCCAGCUAUCUGAGUGCCCACUAUGUUUGCGAAACGGCAUCCCGGCUGCUGUUUGCCACCGUCCACUGGAUGAAGAAGAACCAUCUGUUUUCGAUGCUCAGUGACUCCUUCCAGUCGGAGCUAUUGCGUCAAACCUGGCCAGAACUGUUCAUGAUCGGUCUCGGACAGAGCAGUGGUCAGCUGUCCUUCAACACGAUCAUGUUGGCCCUUAUACAGUACAUGAAAACGUUAAUCCUAAACAAAAAGUACGGCAGUGACGUUAUCAACUACCUAACCAAAUAUGUCCUGCUAAUACAAGAAUUCGUCACUGAGCUGCAGAAGUUGAAUUUAACGGAUCAGGAAUUUGCCUACAUGCGAUUAUUGUGUGUAUUUAAUCCCGACAACAUCCUUCAGGAUAACGUAAAGAAUCAGCACCUGGCAAAGAUUCAGGACAUGGUACUUACCAGCUUCCGGGAUUACUACAAGCACAAACACAGCCGACUAGCGUCCAGCGAAAGUGAGGAGAAUAUCCGCGGCAACAACGAUGAUGAAGACGACUACUACGAGUCCAGUCACCAACGGCAGCAACGACAACAGCAGCGACGACUAAGCCUCGAACAGCGGCUUAUGAUGGUACUGAUGAAGUUACCUACGCUGCGUGCCUUGAACUCCAAACGCGACCUAGAGGAUCUCUUCUUCAGCAACCAGAUCGGUCAGGUGCAGAUCGAAAAUGUGCUGACAUACAUUCUGCAGACCAACGACGGGGCCGCCACUUUUGCGGGCUUCGUGCGGAACUAUUCCGCCAACAUCGCGCUUGGUUCUGGGGGGUCCCAAAUGGAUAGCGAUGACUGAUAGCAUCCAACAGUGCGGUUCACGGCUUUUACAGUUUGAUUUCAUAAUUGGCACUAGUAUUUUUUUCUGCGAAUAAAAGUCGCACACUGACAAAAAAACCACCGAGGUGAGCAGUCCGGGCAGACUUGGCUGCUCACUUCGCUGAAGGGAUGUGCCCUGGAAUGAUGAAAAUAAUUCCGAACUUAUAAACUAGUUGACUGAAAAAAAAAACGCAAAUAAGAAUUAAAAAAAAAACGUUGAAAGUGUCUAGAACCAAUUUAAAAUCUCUUCCAAAGUCUGCAAAAUUAAAGUUUUUACUUACAUACAAUGUAGGAUACGCAUUAUCUUGGAAUGUAUAUUGUUUCUAGUUGAGAAGAUAAUUAUAUCUUUUAGACAUACAUUUAUAUACAAGUAUUAUUAGGAACUCACACGAGCAACAAAUUAGCACAUAAGAGCUAGCUCUUAUUAGUAGAUUAUUUACUUAAGAACCAAAACGUUCGAGGACAGUGUAAUAUUCAUAACUGUACGGCAGCUGCACGGAAAAAGUGGUACGACUCGAUUCUCAAAGUUAAUUGUGCAUAGAUCAGGAUUACAGCGCGAGCUUCCAGAGAGUACUGCGUACUUACGGAAGGUCUCAACAGUUUUCCUACAAUAAUAUGUAUGGAAGUAGCAGCAUAGUUAUUUUUAAGCAAAAAGAAAUGAAUGCUGGAAUUGAUAGUACACAUAUUAUGUAACGCAAGAAAAAAAACCUGAUUGUCAUCCUUUCCUCUAAUCUCCUACGGUACAAUCGGUAAUGUUCGCAGUACCUCUACCUCAAAUUCAAGCAAAACUGACCAACAGUUUCAACAGUUUUCAUGCGUUGCGUAAUUUGUGCGCAAAGCUUGAAUCGAAAAAUCCUGACAACCGUAUAUUUUUUUCGUAAUUAUUCAGUACCAUAACGAAUAAAACUGGAUCUAUUUAUAAAGCA